UCAAAAAUGUUUUUACUAUUCCUGAUUUUUGUAAUCGCUAUAAUUGGAUAUUGUUAUUUACUUCUGAAUCGUCAUCAAAAUUAUUGGAAACGAAAAGGAUUGAUAUCUCACUUAAAACCAUCGCCAUUGUUCGGGAAUAUUUUUCCAAUUUUCAUCAAACGAAGUGUAUCAAUGCCUGAAUUCUCCUGUCAAGUGUAUAAUAAUUUUCUAAUAGCAAAAUAUAUCGGUAUUAUGCAAUUCCACACACCGGUAAUUAUCCUCCGUGAUCCAAAUUUAAUAAGGGAUGUUUGUAUAAAAGAUUUCGACAAUUUUCCCGAUCAUGAAAGUCUAAUUCCCCCAAAUGCGGAUCCUCUAUUGGGGAAAAAUUUAUUUUUCCUCCAAGGUGAUCGCUGGAAGGAAAUGCGACACACUCUAUCGCCAUCAUUCACGGGAAGUAAAAUGAAAUUUAUGUUUGAUUUAGUGUCAAAGUGUUCACAAAAUUUUGUUAAAUAUUUUCUAGAGAAUUCGGACGAGACAAAUGUUAUUGAAAUGAAAGACACUUUUACUCGUUAUACAAAUGACGUCAUCGCUACAUCAGCUUUUGGAAUAACCGUCAACUCUUUACAGGAUCGAAAUAAUGAAUUCUAUCUCAAGGGAAAAGAUGCUACCAAUUUUAACAAUUUUGUCCGAAUUUUCAAAAUGAUGUUAAUUCGAUAUUUUUCCACAAUAACCAAAUUAAUCGGUGAGACUUUAGUGUCAAGAACGACUAUAAAUUUUUUCAGAACAAUUAUUCGCGAGACAGUGAAAGUAAGGAAGGAGAAAAAAAUUAUUCGACCGGAUAUGAUUCAUCUUCUAAUGGAAGCCAGCAAUAAUGAGGAAGGUGUCAAAAUCUCAGUUGACGAUAUCGUUGCACAAGCAUUCAUUUUUUACUUAGCAGGUUUUGCCACAUCAGCUACUGUUAUGGGAUUUGUUGCUCAUGAACUAGCCGUAAAUCCUGAAAUACAGGAUAAACUCCGCGAGGAAGUGGAUCAUUUCACAAAAGAAGAAAAUGGUGAAAUUUCAUAUGACACACUUUCAAAGAUGAAAUAUUUGGAUAUGGUCAUUUCGGAAACUUUGAGAAAAUAUCCACCAAAUGCAAUGAUGGAUAGAUUGUGCGUCAAAAAAUACACUCUACCAAAAGCUACACCAGACAGCAAGGAAUACACCAUUGAACCAAACUCCAUGAUAUGGUUACCAAUAUACGCCUUGCACCAUGAUGAAAAAUACUUUCCAGAUCCAGAAAAAUUUGAUCCUGAGAGAUUCAAUGAUGAGAACAAGGACAAAAUUAAUCCGUACGCGUAUAUUCCGUUUGGAGUUGGCCCGAGGAAGUGCAUCGGUAACAGAUUUGCUUUAAUGGAAAUAAAAAUUCUGUUUGUUCAUCUGCUGCAAAAUUUUAUUCUCCAAAGAGAUGAGAGAACGAAGCAUCCAAUAAAUUUUGAAAAUGGGUUUGUCGUCGGUGCUGAUGGUGAAUUUUGGAUAAAGCUAAAGAAAAGAGUAAUUAAUACUUCUGAAUAGAUUUUUACUUUUGUACUGGACUUUGUUACUUAAAUAAAAAAAUUUUGCAAGCUACAAAA
Leptopilina heterotoma is the source of this 1592-nucleotide messenger RNA. Its product is annotated as cytochrome P450 9e2-like. Gene Ontology annotation, molecular function: monooxygenase activity; heme binding; iron ion binding. The transcript has a single exon. Lineage: Eukaryota; Metazoa; Arthropoda; Insecta; Hymenoptera; Figitidae. The record is from RefSeq and is a predicted model, not a curated record. Bases 7 to 1533 code for a protein of 508 amino acids.